AUGUCAACAAAAACAUGGCUCUGCAUAUGUUAUGACAUUGUUGAUGCACUUGACCACAUGCACCAAAGGGGAUAUCUCCACUGUGACCUAGAGUCCAAUAAUGUGUUGGUUGCUGAAAAUAAGGGAUAUCUUAUUGACUUCGGGAAAGUUUGUGAGAUCUCUCGACCAAAGGUGAAGAAAUAUAGGGAGGUUUAUAGACAUAUUGCGCCAGAGGUUUUGAAAGGCUCUCCUGUUGCACCAGCCAGUGAUACAUAUUCCCUUGGGAGAAUUCUUAAAGAAAUUGGCAAGACAAUAAACAGUUCAAUCCUGUUGCAAUUAGCCAAAGCAGCGACAAAUCCAAACCCCACACAAAGGCCCACUCUUAUGAAAAUCCUGAACAUGUUGAAUGCUGAGAAUAUCCACAGCUGA
Paramuricea clavata is the source of this 408-nucleotide messenger RNA. The record is from the annotation of a GenBank genome assembly. NCBI's taxonomy places the organism in Eukaryota, Metazoa, Cnidaria, Anthozoa, Malacalcyonacea, Plexauridae.